Molecule: messenger RNA, 1420 nt
Organism: Rhinopithecus roxellana (golden snub-nosed monkey)
Lineage: Eukaryota; Metazoa; Chordata; Mammalia; Primates; Cercopithecidae
Gene: HOPX
Product: HOP homeobox
Exons: 3
Coding region: 470-691 (73 amino acids)
Biological process (GO): regulation of transcription by RNA polymerase II; cell differentiation
Cellular component (GO): nucleus
Molecular function (GO): DNA binding
Source: RefSeq, a predicted model, not a curated record
UGAAAUCAACCGCACCAGAUCUACACUUUGAAAUGAGGCAACAUCCAACUGGAAACCCGCUCAAAGUAAGGAAGUGGGUGAAAAGACUCAGGGUCUCUUUUCUCUUCCCAGUCUUCUCUCAGCCACAUCUCUCUUAUCUGAUCUUGGUGAAGAAGCUUGCUUGGCUAGGAGAAAGGUCAGGGACGAGAAGAUAGUGACGAGAAAGUUCCAUGAAACUCUCAGAAGUCCCAGCCUGAACAUCAAACCUGAAUAACCAGGAGAGACGUAACUUCAGCAUACUUUCAGUGGUUUUCCUCCUGCCCACGCUGCAGGUUUUUCAGGUCCUUGCUGGAGUGUGCGCUCACAGGCAUAAAUAAACGUGCUAUCAGCAGCCUGCGUCAGCCAGCCCAGCUAUUUAAGCAGGCUGGCAUCAGCAAACACUGCUUCCAAACCCAGGGCUUGCCUUUGCCUCUUCCACCGCGCAGGGACCAUGUCGGCGGAGACCGCGACCGGCCCCACGGAGGACCAGGUAGAGAUCCUGGAGUACAACUUCAACAAGGUCGACAAGCACCCGGAUUCCACCACGCUGUGCCUCAUCGCGGCCGAGGCCGGCCUUUCCGAGGAGGAGACCCAGAAAUGGUUUAAGCAGCGCCUGGCAAAGUGGCGGCGCUCAGAAGGCCUGCCCUCAGAGUGCAGAUCCGUCACAGACUAAGGAGAUGGCAGGCACUGACAGCUUCACUCCAUGAAGACCAUCUGCUGUUUCUCUCCUCCGCUUAAUCAAGCUGUUGUGGUUUUUCAGCAUAGUGUUGUAUGUUCCAUUGCUAGCUGUCCUGCUAUUUAACACAGUGUUGUAUUUUUUUCUAAAUGUACAUAGUUAGAAAAGAAAAUAACAAUAGGAAGCUACGUGUAUCUUCUGUGUAAAGCAGUGGCUUCACUGGAAAAAUGGUAUGACAUGCAUUUCCCUUUGAGUCAUGAUGACAGAUGGUGUGAAAACCAUCUAAGUUUGCUUUUGACCAUCAUCUCCCAGUAACAAUUUGCUUUCAUAAUCCAUUUAGCAAUCCAGGCCUCUGUUGAAAAGAUAAUAUGAGGGAGAAGGGAACACAUUUCCUUCUGCACUUACUUCCCUAAGUCACUUUCCUUAUGUUUCAUCUAAUACAAUGAUGGUUGAGUUAAAAUACAGAAGGGGUGUUUGAGUAUUCAGAUUUCAUAAAACACUUCCUUGGAAUAUAGCUGCAUUAACUUGGAAAGAAGCCUGUUAGGCUAGAAGACAGAAACUCCAACUGGCAAAAAAGCAAGGAACUAAGAAAAAAACCCACCAGAGGUCUUGAAUUUACUGUAUUUAAAAGCAUUGGUUAAGUUUAUUUUGCUAAAUAAAGUGAACUGCAAUUUUGUCUCUAAAAUGAUAUUCUAAAUAAAAUCUUAACUUUUUGUUGAAGAUGCA